Molecule: messenger RNA, 2597 nt
Organism: Candoia aspera
Lineage: Eukaryota; Metazoa; Chordata; Lepidosauria; Squamata; Candoiidae
Gene: SPINT2
Product: serine peptidase inhibitor, Kunitz type 2
Exons: 7
Coding region: 30-971 (313 amino acids)
Molecular function (GO): serine-type endopeptidase inhibitor activity
Source: RefSeq, a predicted model, not a curated record
ACCAGUACCACGUGAUUGGCCCGCACCCUAUGCAGAAUAGGUGGGCGUGGACUACCCGCCUUCCAGACAGGUGCGAUAGCGAUAGGCGAGGGUUCUCUGGUUGUGACGUCGGCCCCCUGGAUUGGCGUCCGGAGAGCGAUGGGCGUGGCUCACCUGCGGGGUCCAGCGGCCGUUGUGGCCCAGCGGGCAGCUUUGUCCGGGAGGGCGGUGCGAUGAGGCAGGAGAAGAGUCUGGCACUGUUGGUCACGUUGGCGGCUGCGCUGGCGGCCGCAGAGUCGCUACCAGACCAAUGCCGCUCACCCAAGAGGGUGGGCCCAUGUCGGGCGUCCUUCCAUCGGUGGUGGUACAAUGCCACUAGUCAAAUGUGCCAGGAAUUCAUUUUUGGGGGUUGCAAAGGCAAUGCCAACAACUUCUUCUCAGAAAAGGAAUGCUUCCAGACAUGUGCCACAGGUGGAGGUGCAGAGGCAACUGUGGUACCCAGUGGGCCAGCCACUGAAGUGGCUGCAUCGAGAGCUGGUCAUCACCAGGAGCUCGGCGACAACAGGCCUGGCUUCAGAGAAUUCUGCGCUGCGCCUCGGGUGGUGGGUCCCUGCCGUGCCUCCAUCCAGCGCUGGUACUUUGACGUGGAGACACGGAUGUGCAAGGCGUUCAUCUACGGCGGCUGCCAUGGCAACAAGAACAACUAUCUCUUUGUGCAGCACUGCUGGAGGCAGUGCACAGGCAAUCGAGAGAUAACUGAGGACACGGAAGAGGCAGGAGCACCUGCUCACCUCCCGUCGGAGCCCUUUGGCCUCUCCACCAGAGCUGCGGUCCUUGCAGUUCUUCUGACCAUCCUGGUUGCCAUCCUGCUGGGGGCAAUGGCAGUUUUCUUUGUCAAGAUCUGCCGGAAGAACCUGGAGCUGUCUGUGGGGACAGUGUGGAGCACCCUGGACGACAAGGAAUACUUGAUGAGCAAUGCCUACACGCUUUGAGAGAGCUGCCAGCACUCUCAGGAACAUGCCAGGAACCACAGCAGCAUGUAAAUAUGAGCACAGAUGGCCCUGCCUCGCCUUGCCUCUGCAGGAAUACACUUGGGUCAUGCCUCUUCCCCAGCCCGCUUGGUUCACCACAGGCUUCCCAGUGCGGCAGAGGGUGGCACCAUCCAUCCUCUUCUCCCACCUCCACAGGAGACCUGGAGAGGACCUGUGGAUGGUGCCGUCCUGCUCUUCAGAGCCAGAAGUGACUCACCACCUGGCCCACAGCCCUACCUUGACUUCCCUCUGGGCAAAGGCAUUUCACCUCAUCCUGCCCCCCACUGGGGUCCUCCAGAGGCAUUGUGCAGCAACCCCCGCCCCCAGGCCUCAGCCAGGGCAGCCAAUGGCUGGAGCCCUGGGAGAUGUUGAUCGGGGGUGGGGGUGCAGCUGUGUCCUGCAUGUGAUGGUUCUGUUGGGGAAGGAAGGGGCCAGGACCACUGAGACACUCUCUCCCCAGGAAGAAAUGCUUUGGGAAUAUUCACAUCUCCACCCCACAUGCGCUUCCCUGGGAUCCACCCAGUGCCUCUGAGAGACCCCGAGGUGCCACUUCCCUCUCUUGAGCUGAGGAGGACUAACCACUUUGGUGUGUUUUGGGGGACAGGUGAAGCAGUCAGCAUGAAGCAGCCCCUCUUGUGGACUGUGAGUCUUGCCUGAGACCAGGGCUUUCCGCAGCAGCUUCCCUAAGCACCUUGCCAAAUCCCAUCCCCAGGAGACGCCGGUGGGUAGCCCCAAGCAUCACAAGCAGGGCUAAGCCAGUGUAGCAGCCAAAGGGUACAAGGGCCCCCAACAUAGGGGCCCAGAAGGAGAACAGCAAGGUGCAAAGACUCCAUCUAACAGCCUGCCUGCCCCCCACCCCGUCUCCUGCAGUUCCUACCAGACCAGCAGCUCUUGGGGGGGUGGGCAGUGAGGGGCCUUGGGCACCCCUUAGUUCACCGCUCAGCAUGCCUUAAGCUCUUCUCCAGAAAGUCCAUUGAUUCCUCCUCUGGAACAGAACCUCUUCCUUUCCCUGGGGAGGCUGCCCCGUCUUGCUCAUCAGCUUUCCAGCCCCCAUUCUUCUAGAGAUUAGAUGCAACAAGUUGCAGUUGUUGAGGCUCAGCAAUUGGCUGGCGUGCACCUUUCUGCCUGAAGCCCAACAGACUGAGAGGCAGCCAGCUUUCAACUCGCAGACCAAAUUCCCAUUCCUCUGCCUUUGCAAGGAAGCACAGGGAGUAGUCGCAGGGGUAUCCUUCAAGUGCUCCCUCUCCCCUCCCUCCCUCCCAGGCACUGAGGCAACUGAGGGCCUUGAUUGCACCUUUAGGAAAAACAGCCACCUCAUGCUUCAGCUCUGCUGUGGCUCUGCCAAGAGUGUCAGAAAGACUGUUUCAGCCUGCAUGACAGAACUUUACCCAGUUGUGGAGCUGGCCCCAGCAGACCCCCCCCCCCCGAAAAGUAGCUGCAGAGGCAUCUCACUGAGGAAGGUUUAAGUGGGUUUUUAUACUUUUUUAAAACAAAUCAAAACUUGAUUGUAUUAAAUCUCUUUAGGGACUCUUCUUUUAAUUGUGUUUUUAGUAAUGAAGGGGCUCUGAAUAAAAUGGAGUAACUAAG